Parnassius mnemosyne (clouded apollo) is the source of this 1464-nucleotide messenger RNA. Lineage: Eukaryota; Metazoa; Arthropoda; Insecta; Lepidoptera; Papilionidae. The record is from the annotation of a GenBank genome assembly.
AUGUCAUACGAAAGUUUAAAGGAAUAUUUGACCGCUCAUGGUCAAGAACACCUUAUCAAAUACUGGCCGGAACUAAGUGAAAAUGAAAGAGAACAAUUGGCGGGAGAAAUCAAGAAAUUGGACAUGGCCGAAAUUAAUUCAUUAUUUCAAAGAGCCAUGGAGAGCACCAAAGUAAUAUUGGAGAAGACUGAUGACGAUUUAAAGCCAAUACCACAAUCGCACUACGAGUCUGUGCCCGGUUUAACCGAAGAUAAAAUCCGAGAAUACCAAAGUAUUGGAUUUAAAGAGAUCUCUGAAGGCAAAGUUGGUGUUUUAUUACUAGCUGGCGGUCAAGCAACAAGACUUGGAUUUGGUCAUCCCAAGGGAAUGUAUAAUGUUGGAAUACCAUCCAAGAAAACUUUGUUCCAAAUUCAAGCUGAAAGAAUACUUAGAGUACAGCAGAUGGCUGCUGAGAGUACAGGAAGAGAGGGUAAGAUUACCUGGUAUAUAAUGACAUCAGAACACACUAUGGGCCCGACAGCAGAAUACUUUAAGGACCACUCCUACUUCGGCUUGAAUGAGGAGGAUGUUAUGUUCUUUGAGCAGGGUACUCUUCCUUGUUUUGAUUUUGAUGGUAAAAUAUUUUUGGAUGAAAAAUACCAUCUUUCAUCGGCCCCUGAUGGGAAUGGAGGCUUAUAUCGUGCACUUAAGACUCAAGGGGUAUUAGAUGAUAUAAAAAGAAGAGGUGUUCAGCAUCUUCAUGCUCAUUCUGUUGACAAUAUCCUUAUAAAAGUUGCAGACCCAGUGUUCAUUGGUUAUUGCAAAAGCAAGAAUGCAGACUGUGCAGCCAAGGUGGUGCUUAAAUCCACACCAAGUGAGCCAGUUGGUGUUGUGUGCAGAGUGAAUGGACAUUACAAAGUUGUUGAAUAUUCAGAACUUACCGAUGAAGCAGCCGAGCGUAGAAAUCCAGAUGGGCGUUUAACAUUCUCAGCUGGAAACAUUUGCAAUCACUACUUCUCUUCAGACUUCCUAGCUAAGAUUUGUGAUUAUGAGUCUAAACUGAAACUGCAUGUUGCAAAGAAAAAGAUACCCUACGUUGACAACACUGGUGUCCGACAGAAACCAAAUGAACCAAACGGAAUUAAAAUGGAAAAGUUCAUUUUUGAUGUGUUUGAGUUUGCUGAGAAAUUCAUCUGUUUAGAAGUAGCAAGAGAUGUAGAGUUCUCUGCUCUUAAAAAUUCUGAUGCAGUUAAGAAAGACUGUCCGUCAACUGCUAGGGAGGACCUCCUUCGUCUACACAGAAAAUACAUUAGAGAAGCUGGGGGCAUCAUUGAGGAUAACAUUGACGUUGAAAUUUCUCCACUGCUGUCUUAUGGAGGAGAGAACUUAGAAGACCUAGUUGAAAAUGAGGUCUUCACCAUAUCACCAUUCCAUUUAAAAAGUAUUCAUGAAUCAACUACUAAUGGUGUGAACGGAAAUCAUUAA